AGUGCUGUCGCGCCAACAUUAUGUUUGACGUGAUGGCAAAGCAGAGUUUGAUGAUACACCUAGUAGGCGAGCUGUGGACUCGGACUGGUGGAUCGCGCACUCUGUGCUUCUUCCAUGAUGUCUAGGCUCCUACAGUUCGUGCUUACCGUCGUGCUCGCCUCUAGUCUAGCUGCUGCGGCACCGGCCGCCAUAUCGGCGUCGGGAUCAAGCGUAGCAUCCGCAGCAGAGCCUAGCGAGACCGUUCCUCUUGCUAGCGAAGACCCGAACGGCAUCGCCUGGAAUACCACGACGGACACAGACCCCCAGCCUAUCCGCGGACAGCUCGGCGGGACUAUCUUGGCCCAGCAGAACAUCCCUCUCCAGGAGCAGAACCCUGAUCUUCUCGCACCGCCUACCACCGACAAUAAUGCAAUUCCGAACGUCAAAUGGCCCUUUAGUCUGAGCCCGAUGCGCCUUUACACCGGUGGUUACGUUCGUCAACAGAAUAUAAAUCAAAUGCCCGUAGCCAGCUCUAUGGCUGGCGCGGAUAUGCGUCUGGAACCGGGAGCUAUCCGUGAACUUCAUUGGCACAGCACCUCUGAGUGGGCAUAUGUCCUCAAAGGCUACACGCAAAUCACCUCGGUAGAUCAAAACGGGCGGAACUUUGUUGGAACUGCGGGACCGGGCGAUCUGUGGUACUUCCCGCCGGGGAUUCCUCACAGUCUGCAAGCGACCAACGAAACGGAGGGCGGUUCAGAAUUCCUUCUCGUGUUCGACAAUGGCGACUUCAGCGAUCAAACUACUUUUUCUCUGAGCGAUUGGCUAGCGCAUACACCGAAGUCAGUAAUAGCCAAGAAUUUUGGUACCUCCCUGUCGGCCUGGGAUAAGAUUCCCGGGGAGCAGCUGUACAUCUUCCCAGGCGAUGGACCACCAUCGCCGGAUGCGACCGCCCCUGAGGAUCCUCAAGGCCAAAUCCCAAAUCCGUUCGUCUAUAAGCUAUCGGAAGUCAAUGCGACGCAGGUUGCCGGUGGUGCGUUCAAGAUCGCAGACUCUAGGAACUUCACAGCGGCAACUACGAUCUCACUUGCUGAAUUUUGGGUUGAGCCUGGAGGAAUGAGAGAGCUGCAUUGGCACCCGACGCAAGACGAAUGGACAUACUACAUCUCUGGUUCUGCUCGUGUGACAGAGUUUGCCACAAGCGCAACGGCUCAGACGUUCAAUUAUGUGGCAGGGGAUAUUGGAUUCGUACCGGCUUCCUAUGGUCACUACGUGGAGAACAUAGGCAACGACACCCUUCACUACCUCGAGAUCUUCAACAGCGACCUUGUGGUGGACGUGAGCUUGAACCAGUGGCUUGCACUCACACCGCCAGAUAUCGUGAAGGAGAACCUGCAGAUCUCUGACGAGACGAUAGCUGGCCUGAGCAAGGUUAAGCCAUACGUCGUAGGUGCUACUGAGGUGUAAUGAUGGGUGUUAGUGGCGUUGUUCCUAGCCCUCAUGCAGCAGAAUUAGCUGUUCAUCUAAUCGCUAGUAUGAAUAUAUUAAAUUUGAGGUACGAGGAUAAAAGCAGCCUUGCUGAAUUCUC
Molecule: messenger RNA, 1564 nt
Organism: Rhodofomes roseus
Lineage: Eukaryota; Fungi; Basidiomycota; Agaricomycetes; Polyporales; Fomitopsidaceae
Product: oxalate decarboxylase
Exons: 19
Coding region: 115-1443 (442 amino acids)
Biological process (GO): oxalate metabolic process
Source: RefSeq, a predicted model, not a curated record